Molecule: messenger RNA, 1449 nt
Organism: Pseudophryne corroboree (corroboree frog)
Lineage: Eukaryota; Metazoa; Chordata; Amphibia; Anura; Myobatrachidae
Product: alpha-1-antiproteinase-like
Exons: 5
Coding region: 106-1398 (430 amino acids)
Biological process (GO): negative regulation of endopeptidase activity
Molecular function (GO): serine-type endopeptidase inhibitor activity
Source: RefSeq, a predicted model, not a curated record
AGAGGUCUCUGCUUGCACAAUAGUAUAUGGAUACACUGUCCUAUAUAAGACAUCAGUGCCACUGUAGCAGCCUGACAGCUUCUCUGAGAUCCCUGAAAAUAAAGGAUGAGGGGCGUUCUGUUUCUGUCCUUGACCGUGGUGCUACUUUGCAGAGUGGCCUUUGCUGACCAUCACAAAGAUCAUCAUGACCACAAAGAUGACCACCACAAAGAUCAUCAUGAUCACAAAGAUGACCAUCACAAGAAAGGCGAUCACAAGCACCACCAUCAUUCAAAUGAAUCCUUGGCCUGCCACAGAAUAGCAAAUCAGAAUUCCGAAUUCGCAUUUAAGCUUUUCAGGCAAAUAGUUUCAGAAAACCCCUCUGAGAACAUUGUCUAUUCCCCAAUUGGUAUUGCUACAUCAUUAGCUUUAUUACUGCUUGGUGCCAGGGCCCAAACUCACAAUCAAAUCUUAGAAGUACUUGAUUUCAACACCUCUAAGAUCUCAGAAAAUGACAUCCAUGAGAGUUAUAAUCAUCUCCUGGAAAUGUUGAAUAAGGAAGACAGUGAGCUGCAGCUUAACAAUGGGAACGCUCUCUUCAUAGAGAACACACGUAAAAUCCAGCCAAAGUUCUUAGAUGACGCCAAGAAUCUCUACCAUUCAGAAGCAUUUUCUACAGACUUCAAAAAACCUGAAGAAGCUACCAAGCAGAUCAACGACUAUGUGGCAAAGAAUACACAUGGCCUGAUUCCUGAGUUGCUAAGCACUGUAAGCCAGGAUGCAGCUUUAUAUUUGGUUAACUAUAUUUAUUUCAAAGGGAAGUGGGAACACCCGUUUGAUGAGAAAGACACAACGGAAGGAGAUUUUCAUGUGAAUGAGAACACAACUGUGAAGGUGCCUUUCAUGACGAGAACUGGUUUCUACAAUGUCGCAAACAACGAGGACGCCAUUGUGAUAGCAAUACCCUAUAAAGGAAACGCCAGUUCGUUAUUUAUCUUUCCAAAAGAAGGAAAGCAGAAAGACGUGAAAGAGAACUAUAGUUAUGCAGCAAUAAAGAAAUGGAAGAAGUCAUUCCACCGACAGGUAGUGACACUAUCAAUCCCUAAGUUCUCCAUUUCCAGCUCACUUGACCUUAAAGAGAUAUUAAGUAAAUUGGGACUUGUAGAUAUGUUUACGGACAGCGCUGAUCUCUCUGGGAUCACAGGAGCACCCAGUCUAAAAAUUUCUAAGGCUAUCCAUAAAGCUGUACUGACGGUUGAUGAGAAGGGAACAGAGGCUGCUGGAUCCACAGCACUUGAGGCCAUCCCAAUGUCGCUUCCUCUACGGGUUGUCGGCGACCACCCAUUCAUGAUAUCAAUAUACCACCCCCCUAGCAGGAGUGUUCUCUUCACUGCAAAAAUUGCAAAUCCUGAGAAAUAACUCUGUUCAAAUCCUAUGCCUAGUUUCCUCUGAAUAAAAUAUUAUACUGUA